AUGGUAUCCCUCCUACCCGUAUUUGAUCGACCCGAGUAUCGAAACAUCCGUACGUGUCUUUUUCUUGGAAUGGGGUUGUCGGGUGCGGGCCCCAUUUUUCAUAAACUUGUUUGGUUUUGGAAUCAACCGGAAGCGGUGUAUACGACUGGAUAUGAGAUAUUGAUGGGGACUUUUUAUGGGAUUGGGAGUUUGCUUUAUGCAACGAGGAUACCCGAAAGAUGGAUGCCCGGGAAAUUUGAUAUUGUUGGGAAUAGUCAUAAUUUGUUUCAUGUUUUGGUGGUGGCAGGAGCUUAUACGCAUUAUAGGGCGGGGUUGGUGUAUUUGAGGUGGAGGGAUAUGGAAGGGUGUUGA
Messenger RNA from Lactuca virosa, 351 nucleotides. The record is from the annotation of a GenBank genome assembly. Lineage: Eukaryota; Viridiplantae; Streptophyta; Magnoliopsida; Asterales; Asteraceae.